This is a messenger RNA of Acanthoscelides obtectus, 5711 nucleotides long. Lineage: Eukaryota; Metazoa; Arthropoda; Insecta; Coleoptera; Chrysomelidae. The record is from the annotation of a GenBank genome assembly.
CGUCAAGGUCUCAAGGUCAACUUUUAAAUAUGGCUGAUGACAGUUGUGGGUGACAGAUUGCAAAAGGGAUUCUAAAUUAAAAUUCAGCAUAAUUAUAUUUUAGCUAUUUACGAGUUGUAGAAAGCAAAAUAGUAGUGACAUGUAAAUAAAAGUUUGCGCGUUGUUAAUGAGCUUAUGGUAGUUGUAAAUAUAAAAAUAGUUUGCAAUUUAAACAGUGCUGUGAUAAUAUUGUAAUGGCUGAUGAAGGCUCUGAGCAGGAGCUAAGGAAAAACCUUCAUAUUAUCCAGAAUAUGAUAGAUGUUUCAGCUCAGAGAUUAGAAGGACUAAGGACCCAAUGUGCUACUAGUGCUGAGUUGACUCAGCAAGAGAUCAGAACCCUAGAGGGCAAGUUAAUAAAGCUCUUCUCAGACCAACUAGUUACAAAACAGAAGUUAAAAAAUGGCCAUAAGGAUGAGCACAUUCCAUCAUUGACCCAGUGGCUUCAAGUUGUUGGACUGAGCAAGAACAGUAUCACAGGAUUAUGUCAGAAGAUUGCCUCUGUGGAAGAGCUACAAGAGAAGUCAGAACAUGAACUUAAGGCUAUUCUUACAGAUAAGGGAGCUAGGCAAGAGGAGCUAAAUAAACUUUUCAGGGCAUUACAUAAUCUUAAAAGAUAUACAGAUAUCUUGAAACGGGGCGACAAAGACGCCGCAACAUGUACGGACAUGCACCUGUAUUGGGAUUCCUGGGAUCGUCACAAUCAACUGAAAAACGCCGUAGGGGAAGUGUCCCCGCGACCGGGCCGAUCGCGCGCUGCCCGUGCGUCGGUGCCCUCCGAGGAAAGCCUCCUUAACAACAACUAUGGGGGUGGCAAACAUCAUCGGGGAGGUCCAACAGCGGGUGAAACAGGCAUGUCCGCAUCCCCGUCCAUGUCUAGUAUCGGCUCGUUGAAUGCUUGCGCUGGUGGUGGCGGGCAUUUUGCGGUGGUGCCGCCCCCCCUGACGCCUCCACCGGGGCAGGCGACUUCCGCCAACAAGGGGGGGAAAGGUAUGAAGUUUCCUACCACACCACCAGCAAGGCGAAAACACCUGACUGGUAAUCAACCAGUUCUACUUCCAGAUACUUUUCCGCUUACGAAAAGUAAAUCACACGAAUCACAGCUUGCCAGUUCCAAAGACGGGGAUACAAAUCCUUCAAAUGGAACUGGUAUGGUUGGGAGAAGAGCAAGAUUACCUACAGAGCCUGGACCUGAAACGAUGGGAUACACUAGUCCGACAAGUCCCAUCAAGUCACCACCUUACAAUAAUUCAUGUGGAGACAGUGAUGACAGUAGUUACAAAUCUAUAAGCUUGCAAGUGCCAAGAUCUCCACGUACACCAGUGACGCCCCGAGUGAUGACCCAUCAGAUCAAACAUCGUUUCACAAAGACCCUAAAGUUAAUGUCAUCAUGUGGCUACUGUCAGAAACCGAUAUAUUUUGGCACUGGACUUAAGUGCAAGGAGUGUAAAUAUACCUGUCACAGGGACUGCGAAGAUAAGGUAGCUCCAUCUUGCGGGUUGCCACCUGAACUACUUGACGAAUUCAAAAAGAAGUUGUCCAUGGAAACAGGGCAAGUGUUCGUGUCUCCGACAGCAGGAAGGGCUAGCAAUGCGAAAAAUAUCAUGAACUCACUAACGAGAAGUAGGAAUAGAAAAAGUUCACACCCUCAACCUUUAAUCAGUACACCGGCCUUUCCACCUCCAGAUUCAAGCUCAAACACCUCUAGCUGUAAUAGUUCCACCCCAUCGAGUCCUGCCGUGCAGAUCUUAACAACUCCACAUUCUAGUCACAAAUCCACAUUCCAUUUUCCAGAAGUUAAUGACGGUCUGAUCGGCGGUGGUGGCAGCGGUUCAACGACACCCCUAAUGUCAUCUUCCACGUCAUCAGACCACCAUACGGAGCCUCUAACGCCAGAUGCAAUUGCGUUAUCGUCGGCGUCGUCGUCUUUGUCGACAGCAUCUUCUGUGCAACCUCCCCCGCCGCCCGAACAACCGCCCUUGCAGCAACACCCACCGACUAUCGUACAGGAGCUAACGGGUUCACAACAGUCGCAUGGGGUGGGAACUGACAGUGACAGGACUGCAUCACAAACAUCGGGUACGUCAGGGAGUACAGAUUCGGACAGAACGCCAGUGAGAGUCGACAGCCAAGAUAGUCAGGUAUCAGAUACAGAAACUGUGACAGAUGGUGGGCUAGGAGCAAGUGCAGCAGGAAAUCGAUGGCCCAGACAGAGCAGCUUAUCGAUGCGGGAAUGGGAUAUCCCUUUUGACGAGCUGAAAAUAGGAGAGCUAAUAGGAUCAGGUCGUUUUGGAGCUGUCUACCGAGGACAGUGGCAUGGAGACGUUGCUGUUAAAGUAUUAGACGUCAACUACCUCAAGGACGAAAAGACAUUGGAGCAAUUCAAAAAUGAGGUAUCUACGUUCAGGAAAACUCGUCAUGAGAAUCUGAUAUUAUUUAUGGGUGCUUGUAUGAAACCACCUCAACUAGCUAUUGUUACAAGCUUAAGUAAAGGAAUGACGCUCUACACUCACAUACAUCUCAGAAAAGACAAGUUUAAUAUGACAAAGACGAAAAACGUCGCUCAACAAAUCUCACAGGGGAUGGGAUACUUACACGCCAAAGGCAUCGUUCACAAGGAUUUGAAGAGCAAGAAUAUUUUUGUUGAGAAUGGCAAAGUAGUAAUAACGGAUUUUGGAUUAUUCAGCAUAACAAAAUUAUGCUUCGGAAAUCGUAAAUCUGAUAGUUUGGGCAUUCCACCUGGAUGGCUGUGUUAUUUAGCUCCCGAAAUAAUGCGGAGUUUGCAAGCUCAUAAUCCCCAUGACGUGGAACUACCCUUCAGUAAAGCAUCUGACGUCUAUGCUUUCGGUACUGUUUGGUACGAAUUACUGUGUGGUGAAUGGCCUUUCAAAGGUCAACCCCCUGAGGCUGUGAUAUGGCAGGUUGGAAAAGGCAUGAAACAACCUUUGGCUAACCUUCAGGCAUCCAGAGACGUCAAGGAUAUCCUAAUGUUGUGUUGGUCAUUUCGGCCAGGUGACAGGCCUGAUUUCAUCAGGUUACACAACAUCAUGGACAAGUUACCGAAAAAGCGACUGGAGAGGAGUCCAUCACAUCCUAUACAUCUUUCCAGAUCUGCCGAGUCUGUAUUUUGAACAGUUUUACGUUACUAUUGGUUAUCUGAAAAGUUCGAAUCCCUCUCAACUGCAGAGUUAUCACUAGACGGGUACUGUCGAUUUUGGUUUGUAUGAACAUGCGCAGAUACAUCUAGUGCAUUCCUUAGUAGGGUGUCCACUUAAAAAUCAGGGGAAAGGGUUCUUCAAGAUAAGCCGCGGUAGGACUAAUAGAAGAAAAAUAUGCUUGUUCAAAGUCAAAUGCAGACAGUUGAUGAUUUUUGUCAAAUCGCGUUGCUGGGAUUUUUUAUAUCUAGAAUGGACACCCUGAUUAAUGGUGUCCCUAAUCACUUUUGGGAGAUAAUGCAGAAUUGUUAAAUUUUAUAGACCGUGUCUAUUUGUUUUCUAAAUACACGAUCGUUUUUAAGGUACUGAUGUUUAUAAAAUCCACCUUUAUUAUUAUACAAAACCUCUGUACUAAAGAUGGUACAGAAAAAGGUGUCAGACUCCAAAUUAUGGAAGCAUGAAGUGGUUAAUACAUUUAUCUUAAAUGUAUAGUGCAUAAUUUAAAAUACAUAUUUGAUGGCAUGGGUAGAAAACUGUAUGCAUAGCAGCUUUCACUUGGAUUUGCGAAGAUUCUUUUGUAGUAUCUACUUACUCUCUAGUUUUAUCAAGUUGUAUGAAUCACGAAUCGGGUAAAAAUUCUAUUUCCAAAAAUGAAGAUGUAUAUGACCACCAUGAUUCCAGUACAAGACACUGAAACUGUUAUGUGAUAUAUUUCUAAAGGCGUACCAGGCAGAAAAUAUUGUACAAUGUAGAGGUUAAAACCCUAGAAAUACGCGUUCAGUUCAAAUUUGUUUGGACGAACAUUCACUCCGUACUUUAAUAGAUAGACAAAGCUUUAAAACAUGUUAUCAACUAAACUGUAUUAUAUUGUAUCUAUUUUUUGUUACCUUCUUUUGCUUUUACAGUGUAAGUAAAAAUAGUUGAAGCUAUGAAACAAGCCAAAUUACACAAAAUUUUGAUGAAACGCUGGAGUCCUUAAAGGCAAUGGAAAAUCAUCCACAUAAAAUGUAUUUUUUGUAUAUAACAAAUACUAGUCUAUGAGGUUGCAACAUAGAUAUCAAGUACUUGAAUAUUGGGGGAAAAUACUACUAUCAUCACUUUCACUGAAAGAGCGUAUUUCUACUCAACAAUCCUAAUGUUCUCAUUGUUAGGUUUACAAAUGUUAUGUAAAUAUUUGAAAAUUGUAAAAGUGUAAAUACUGUAAUAUUUUCCAAGGGCAUGCCCCUUUGUGUGCAUAUAAUGUUUUAAGGAUCCACAUUCCUUAAUGUUUCUUAAACUCUAGUCAAUUUACGUUUAAAAUUGCUGAGAUUCGAAGGUUUGUUCCUGUUGUCUUAAGAUAGCGGCCUUUGAAUUACAUUUUCUGAGGUUCCGUGUAUGACAAAGAUCAUUCUCAAUUCCAGUUAGUAUUGAAGAGAUCAAGAAUUGUCUUGUCCAGUGGGAGAGUUCACUUUAAGAUUCAAGAAAAAAAAAACAAACUUGAUGAAAAGAAAAUAUUUAUUAUCAACAUAUUCCUAAAUUCGGCGGGUUUUAUUUCUUGAAUAUCGUUCCGUCCAAAUGUUUGCCAUCGCUUUCGGACACACUUGUUUAUUUCUCGUCGAAUUUUGUCUUUAAGCUCCUCCAGGGUUCGUGGAUUAUUGGAAUACGCUUUUGACUUAAGAUAAUUCCACAAAAAAUAAUCGCCUGGCGUGAGGUCAGGUGUCCUAGGAAACCAGUGAAUGUCUCCAAACUUCGAUAUAACUUUUUGACGAAAAACUGCUUUCAUCGUGUCCAUUGAUUGUUCAAGAUCCGUUCAGCACAAGAUUUUCGUAAUACGCAAUCACUUUCCUUUAAAGCAUGGACUGAUUGGAUUUAAUAAGAAUGAAAACCCAUUUUUUUUUUCAUUAUGCCAUGCAGUGUUGACCUAGAGAUUCCCAAAGCUGCGGAAUGCUUCCGUACAGAACGCCGAGGAUUUGCAAUGGCCGAAUCACUUACUCGACGCAUAUUUUCUUCGGUUGAUACAGUAGAUGUGGGGCCAGGAAUGUGUGGACUAAGAGUCUAUUUCACUUAACCUCUUAAUCCACUUUUUCAAUAGGUUCUUACUUGGGGCAUCUCUUGGUCGGCAAAUGCUUUAUCGUGUAUGAUCACCACUCUUAAAGUAAGACUCGAUAGCAAAAGCACGUUGCGCUCCGGUCCAAUGUUCCAUUGUAACUAUUUAACCCGCACGCCGAACGCGUCGAUCGAGACCUCCCCACUUCCUCGCGUAUACGGUUUCCGCGUAAUUCAAAUUUGAAAUAAUGUGAACUUUCCCACUGGAAUUGACGAUUAAAAUAUGUCAGAUUUGCAAAUUAACACGAGGAUCUUUGUCAUAACGGAACUCAGACAGUCUGCAGUACAGUUACAUAUAGAAGACUAGGGCAAAUAAAAAUAAAUAUGAUUUUUUGUUUCAUUUCAAGACCAUAAUAUAUGUGUGCGCGAAGUUCCUGACAAAUCAGUAAUAACUUUUAUUUCCCAAAAUACGUCAAUAAAUCCCUCUUGAUACAA